AUGAAAAGAUCGUUAGAAAUUAGGAAUCAAAAAAUUACCUUGGGAAUUUGUUAUCUCAUGAAAGGUCUUACAGCUUUCUAUUUCAACAAGCAAUACCGAAAUAUUGUGAAUGGUCAACAGAACAACAAUUUUUCUCACCUAUCUACUAAAAGUGAAGGCAUUCGUCAUAAAAUUGAAAAUGGUUAUCAAAAUAGAGUUUUAACUUAUCAGGAUCAAAUAUAA
Clunio marinus is the source of this 222-nucleotide messenger RNA. NCBI's taxonomy places the organism in Eukaryota, Metazoa, Arthropoda, Insecta, Diptera, Chironomidae. The record is from the annotation of a GenBank genome assembly.